CGAUCUCGAGUCUCUGACACAGAGGAUCUUUCCAGGGCAGAGACCUGACAGGCUGCCCGGAGGGGAAGAAAGUGGAAUUCAUCACCAGCUUGUUAGAUGCCCUCACCACAGACAUGGUGCAAGCCAUAAACUCACCAGCCCCCUCUGGUGGUGGGAGGUUCGUCGAGCCUGAUCCCAGCCACACUCUAGAGGAGAGGGUGGUGCACUGGUACUUCGCCCAGCUGGACAACAACAGCAGCCACGACAUCAACAAGAAAGAACUGAAGCCUUUUAAAAGGUACCUGAAGAAGAAGGCCAAACCCAAGAAAUGCGCCCGCAAGUUCACCGACUACUGUGACCUGAAUAAGGACCGAGCCAUCUCCCUGCAGGAGCUGAAAGGCUGCCUGGGUGUCAGCAAGGAGGGCGGCUCGACGACAAGCGGCAACCAAGGGACAAGGCAAGGGACAAAGUUGUUCAUAGGUCGUCUGGUGUGAGAAGAGACGGGUCCAGAAGCUGAGACGAGAGCAGAGGGCACAGAGGGAAGGCAUCUGUACGCUUGCUGAUAGGAAAAAGAAAGAUGGAGCAGAAAAAUUAGGAAGUUCCUGAGUAAAAAAAAAAAAAAAAAAAACAGACUGAAAAAAAACAAGAAAAGAAAACGAAGCGGCGCCAAAAUAUUUGCACUUUCUCCUCCCUAUGUUUGACGUUUGGUCUGUUUGUACGUGUUGAUUUUGAGUAAGAAUGAGAAGAAUAUAUUUGUAAAAAAAAAGAUGACACACCACUGGACACCCCCCCCCCACUCCGUCUGUUGUUGUGAUUCUGUUUGUCCUCAGAUCGCACAAACAGACGCUUACACACAUUCUGUGGCCUUUAAAUUAAAUUGACAUUUCCCCUGUGACCUGCAGCAGCACACCGUGGUAACCAUCUCCAGAGCAGCCGGAGCGAGCUGCGUUUAGCACAUGUUGCUCGAUUUAAAAGUGAAAAGAGAAAAGACCGUCUAAAGGAAUGUCUCAUGUUGUUUGUGACCAUGAUGAGUUAACGGCAUGUUAAGAAUUAAACUGUGACUAUGACGUCUAAUUUAUCAGCACACAGUUUGCUCUGUGAAUCCCCCGCGCACUGGACACAACUUUCUAGAUCCGCUGCCAUUGGACAGUUUUUGGGAACAAUGUUUAAGAAUCAGUCAACCAACAGAUCGUGAAGUUAGAAGGACGUGAAUCUUUCCUUUCUUAUCACAUAGUUACUUAAAGUUGUGCAACCCAAAGCCGAUGCAGGGCCAUCAUGGUGGAUGUGGUUUGCAGAUUUCUCAGUUGACACAAGACGUCUUUUCAACGUUUUAUCCAUUACUGUAAAAUCCAGAAUAUAAGUCGAGCGGUAUUUUAGACUCAGGUUGCUUUUGGGGGUCUCUCAGAGUGUCUUCCUGUGUGAUGAUUUCCAUCGUGUUCAUCAAAAUCCUCAACAGUCAGAUAGUGUGUAGCUCUUUGAGUACCAGCUGUGUCCACCAGGGGGAGUCUGUAAUCCUGCUAGCUACCUGUACGCUAGUCGAGCCCUCGGCCUGGAUAGAUGUGAAGUCAAACCGACAGCCUGCGACCAGUUCACCUAGAGUUGAGCUGCACACCUCUGCUGUCUUUGUCUUUUCUUUAACAGUAGAGAUGUUAUAACACUUAUCUCAAAGUGGGUUAAAUGUUCAUUUCAAUUCAGACAAGCCGACUCGUCUAAACUUAAGAAAACAUUCGAGCUUAACACCGGAUCACAGGGUGACCGGGUGAAAUAUGUCAGAUUACUUUACCAACUGAAGCUAACCUUAGCAGCACCCGGGUUUACAUCCACAUGCCCAUGCUGAAUGUGGUUACUCAUUGGUCAAUAUACCAGGCGUUGAUCAAAACACCAAACGGCGCUGCUCCUAUGAGAUGCGCUAUGUCUCUGUGCUUGUUUACAUCCAGGUGGUAAAGCGAGGAGAUCUGGCCCAUUAACCCAGCCAACUUUGCGCAACAUAUACAAAAAUGAAUUGGGGCAAUUUUUCGUCUCGUCGGGCAACGUGGUUGUUGGUGGUGACUGCAGUUGAUGUCAUGACGGUGCAUGUCUGCGAUUAAGUUUUAGAUAGACACCCAUUUUAUACAUCACAACAGUGUUUCACAUGCAGUUCACUAUGUGCACCAGAUUUUACAGUAUUUCAAAAACUUUAAGGCAACAAAACAUGAAAAAGAAAUGGCUGCAAGAACUGAAAAAAAAUCUUCAAUCACAGCCUCCCGUUAAAAACGAGACAGUCCCAGCAGCCUCCAGUAGUGAUGCAGCUCAACAUGAAGCAGGUAGAACACCUCCACAUGAAGACAACUGACCUUACAGCAGGUACCUUAAAACCAACCCUAACCCGAGAAAUAAAACAGAAUCUAAAGGGUACCUUCAAAGAAGCUUAGCACAGAUGCUAAUCAAACACAACUAACCAUUCGUUAGAGAGAGAGAGAGAUAACGCUUCAGGAUCCCUAAACGAGACUCAACCGAGUCCAGUGACCUUUGGUUCCAGCUUUGAAUGCCAUGACCUGGAUGACUGAGAACCUCCAUAAGACACCUGAAUGAGACUUAACCGCCCGUUAGAAAGAAACACAAACUCAAAGGUCAAACAUCGAACUGUGUGCUGAAGCUCAGAAAACAGGAGCUUCAGGGUUCCUCGAAACAGACCGAACUUAGUUUGAGAGAAACACACUGAAGGGUUCCUGAAAACAGACUCGUCCUCUUUGUAAAAAGACAUGCUAGGGAGUUCCUUAACACAGACUUAGAACAGACACUGAUCAGAAACCUUGUGCGUUAAAGAAGUGUCAGGAGAGAUUGUGGAUAUGUUUCCAUAAACUAGAAGGUCACAUGAUUGGUUUACACAUACCCUGUGCUGUUAUUUGUGUACUUUUGUGGUACGUUGUAAAGUAGCUGAGGCUAGUUUAAUACUCACUCCACUUAAUGAUCAAACCUGAAAAACGGCUAACAAGUCUCCGAUCAUUUCAGAAUAACACCGACCAACCCCAGACUAAGACCUGGUGGGGAAUUUAUUCCUCCCAAACAGCUCACACAGUUUGAAAUAAAAGAACCAAGAAAAAGCCUAAAGGCGAUCCAGUAAACAGAGAUGUUUACACGGCUCAGUGUCCCGCUAACAGCGGCUCAUACUCAACGCUUAUCCAACUUAUCGUAAACACGACGUGGCAUUUACAAACGCCAGGUCCUAAAAUAAAUAUUUGAGUCUCCCCGGUAAUAUCAGAGUACAUGUUGUGUGUAUGUAAACACAUCCAUCGUCUGUAAUCCAGCCUCGCUCUGUGAAACUCUUACCGCCACACGUACUUGGAGCUUUGACAACGCCGUAAGUCUUGUAAAAAAUACCCCCCACGGGCGCCCCCGAUUAAUGAGCGAGCGACCGAGUAGGGAGGAGGAAACUAGAAAAAGACAUUUUGGAAUGUAAAAAAAACAAACAUUUUUUUUCUUCGCAUUUGGAAACGAUUGUUUUGAAAAUUGGAGAAUGUGGAGUUUGUGGUCUGAGUGCUUGUGUAAUUGUUUGGAGUUGUGUAUUCCCCGAGAGCCGCCGCAGGGGCUCACAGAAGAGGCUCCUAUUGUAAAUAUGUACAAUAACCUUUUAUUUGAUUGUUUGUUUUACUAAAAAUUCAUUGUGAGGCAUUCGGCUGUUCACUUCCUUCAAUGUCUGUUCUGGAUUAUUGUAAAGAGAUAUAAACAUUAUUCAGUGUUCACAUGGUGUCAGACUUUAGGAUGUUACAGUAGCUAAUUCACAACAUUGAAAAACGCUUAUACCGGACUGGAUGUUAUCAACUCUGAGCUCUGUUUAUUUGAUCUGCGCUGCAGUUAUUCGACUGUUUCAGUGUUUUACGAGUCCUGCCAUCAUCGCUGUGCACGGUCAAGAAUGUAUACACUUUUCUGGUGCUUAAUCCGCUACAACCACAAGUCCAGUCAUGUCUAAUUUGAGCUGGACGUUUGUGCCAAGAGGGAGAAAAAGAAAAGGUCUCUCUCCUGAGUGGCUGCUUCAGUCCGCUCUGAACACUGGGCUUGUGUGUCUGCUGAAGUGCUUCCAGACGCUGCAGAGCUGCAGAUCACAUGAGAGAUCUAAGACAACCUAACAGGCUAGUAAUCACUGCUAAUCACGCUGGGGGGACGCAGAGCAAAGGAGGCUCUGUCAGUCCGUCAGAGAGAAGCACAGAUCGUCUCUCUGCUUUUUUCACUGCAGAGCCUCGGCAGGCGUGUCGAGACAAUCUCAAUAUUUCUUAUUCAUAGCUGAAGGAAUCAGAUCUUCCUGGAAAAACAAAACACUCAGACAUGUUGCCUUUGGGGUGAAAUUGCUCAAUGUAAAUGAUGAGGCUUGAGGUGCAGCUGUUUGGCCAAGGAAUGAAAAGCUUGUUCCACUUUAAUGCAGGCCUGAUUUCCUUCAGCUAUUUCAACCUGUGUCACAAUAGACACUAAAAAAAGAACACAAGGCCGUCUUUAGAAGAGAAAAUCUCCCUGAUAAAAAGCUGAGUUUAUGAAGUGCAUGUUGGCACACAGCAGUGCCGUACACCUGGCUUCCAUCACUUCUCUGGGUGAAAGAACUUUGACUUCAAUUUAAAGCGUGCAUAAUGAGAAAAAGGUCUGAAGACGCAUUCAGAACAAACUAAGAAACAAACAAGUUAUUUCUUAACAGCUGAUGCAGUGAGGAGUCGAGUUUGACUGAAGUCUCACAUCGAGCCGUGACUUAUUCAUCUCAGAGAAAUCAAAGUGCAAACAGCACACAGCUACUGUGCGCUCUUAUUUUGAAGGAAUCAAACUGUCAAUCUGCAGAACUUCUUAAAACUUUUAAAUCAUGAAAGAGGAACGAUUGUCUCAGAUUUUUGUCUUCAGAACGUCAAAGGUGAUUUAAAUCAUAGUCGCACGUGACCAUGUGCAGAAAGAGAAACAAUUUAAGAUCUGAAGAUAUUUAUUCAAACUUUGCUUUAGUUUGAGUUCAUGCAAAUGGAGAGAGCUGAAACAGGAGACGAGCGCUCUGCUGUCGGGAAGAAGGAGCUCAACACUGACCCCUUGUGGUACAGGCGGCUCACUACAGCCUGCAGACAUUGAACAGUGAGAGUCAGGUGUGCACAAGUUAAUACAAACUGCUCAGUAUCAAUAAAGCCUUUUGGAUUACAUGAUCUGUUAAUAAACACUUUUAAAGAAA
Molecule: messenger RNA, 5152 nt
Organism: Labrus bergylta (ballan wrasse)
Lineage: Eukaryota; Metazoa; Chordata; Actinopteri; Labriformes; Labridae
Source: RefSeq, a predicted model, not a curated record